GAUUUUUAAACUGGUGAAUUCGUUAGCGUUUAUGUGAAUAAUCAUCCAUCAUCAGGAAAGAUCCGAAGAAAAGCGACGCCGUUUUAAAGGAGAUGGAUAAACAACCGGCGACCAGUUGGAGUAUCCAUACCCGGCCGGAGAUAAUCGCCAAGUACGAGAUCUUCGAGCGAGUCGGAUCCGGAGCUUACGCCGACGUUUACAGAGCUCGCCGUCUCUCCGACGGUCUAAUCGUCGCGCUCAAGGAGAUUUUCGAUUACCAAUCUGCGUUCCGGGAGAUUGACGCGCUCACCAUCCUCAAUGGAUCUCCUAAUGUAGUUGUUAUGCACGAAUACUUCUGGCGUGAGGAAGAGAACGCUGUGCUUGUGCUUGAGUUUCUUAGGUCGGAUCUCGCUGCGGUGAUCCGAGAUGGUAAGAGGAAGAAGAAGGUAGAAGGAGGGGAUGGAUUCUCGGUUGGGGAGAUUAAGAGAUGGAUGAUUCAGAUUUUAACCGGUGUUGAUGCUUGUCAUCGGAAUUUGAUUGUACAUAGAGAUUUGAAGCCUGGGAAUAUGUUGAUUUCUGAUGAUGGAGUUCUUAAGCUUGCUGAUUUUGGUCAGGCUAGGAUACUCAUGGAGCAUGAUAUUGUAGCUUCAGAUGAAAACCAACAAGCUUACAAACUGGAAGACAAAGAUGGAGAAACCAGCGAACCACCAGAAGUUAUUCCUGAUUAUGAGAACUCACCUAGGCAAGGGUCUGAUGGUCAGGAACGGGAAGCGAUGAGUAAAGACGAGUACUUCCGACAGGUGGAAGAGCUCAAGGCUAAACAGGUUGUUAGAGAUGAUACUGAUAAGGACUCGAAUGUGCAUGAUGGAGACAUAUCUUGCCUUGCAACGUGCACUGUUAGUGAAAUGGAUGAUGAUCUCGGUAGGAACUCGUUUUCUUACGAUGCUGACGAAGCAGUGGAUGAUACACAGGGUUUGAUGACAUCUUGUGUGGGAACCCGAUGGUUUAGGCCACCAGAACUGCUCUAUGGAUCUACGAUGUAUGGGUUAGAGGUCGAUCUAUGGUCGCUUGGUUGUGUGUUUGCAGAACUCUUGUCUCUUGAGCCUUUGUUCCCAGGAAUUUCAGAUAUUGAUCAGAUCAGCAGAGUGACCAAUGUGCUGGGAAAUUUAAAUGAAGAGGUCUGGCCUGGUUGUGUUGAUCUUCCAGACUACAAGUCAAUCUCAUUUGCUAAAGUAGAAUCUCCUCUUGGUAUUGAAGGAUGCCUUCCCAACCAUUCAGGGGAUGUGAUAUCGCUGCUCAAGAAGCUUAUCUGUUAUGAUCCAGCUAGUAGAGCUACUACUAUGGAGAUGCUGAAUGACAAAUAUUUAAGUGAAGAGCCUCUUCCAGUUCCAGUUUCAGAGCUCUAUGUGCCUCCGACAAUGAGUGGACCAGAUGAGGAUUCUCCGAGAAAGUGGAAUGAUUACAGAGAAAUGGAUUCAGAUUCAGAUUUUGAUGGCUUUGGACCCAUGAAUGUAAAGCCUACCAGUAGUGGAUUUACAAUAGAAUUCCCCUGACCUUGGCAUUUAAGGUACGCAGUCAAAAGCUCUGGCUCGCUUAAACACAUAAAUCAGUCUCUUCUCUCUCUCUCUUUCUUCUUCAAAGAGAAUGGGUAUAUACCAAAACCUGACAUGUGUUUCUUUAGGUCUUGAUUGAUGCAACACUCUUUGUUGUUUGAAGAUCUUGUUACAGAAUACCGCUUAGAAAAUUGUUAACUUUUCGUUAGGACAUUGUUUAGGUAUCAAUGGCGGCAAAAACUUUUGAAAUUCGUUUGCUCAUUGAUCUCACAACUUUUUUUUGCGCUUUGUUUCUCUCAUCGAUCUCAGUUUUAUGUGUUUAUCUCUCCUUGGCAGAGUCCAUGGUUGAGCAUCUUGAUCAUCCCGACUUCCCCUGAAUUCGCCUACUUUGUCAAAAAUGUGUUGUGUGUGUGUGUGUGUUGUUCCUCUCUCUCUGCCUCCCUCGUAUGAAAAUGGUAACAUUUACAAUUGGAAAGUCGGUGUUAGCCUUUAGCUAUUAGCUGAAGAGCUAGUUUUCUUGUUGCCCAGGCCAUUCUUUACCCUAUUUUUCAUCUGAAGUAACAAUGAAACAAAAUCUAUAUAUACUCGAGUUUUGCUUUCUAGGAUCUGUAUUUCUUAAUUGUUUCUAUAUUUUGAUCAAUUUUGAACUUUUCAUAUCAAGUUAUCAACAUGUGUAGUAGCAACCCUUCAAUAAUGAGACCAUGGAAUAAAAGCCUA
Molecule: messenger RNA, 2249 nt
Organism: Arabidopsis thaliana (thale cress)
Lineage: Eukaryota; Viridiplantae; Streptophyta; Magnoliopsida; Brassicales; Brassicaceae
Gene: CAK1AT
Product: CDK-activating kinase 1AT
Exons: 2
Coding region: 93-1532 (479 amino acids)
Biological process (GO): regulation of cell cycle; regulation of transcription by RNA polymerase II
Molecular function (GO): ATP binding; protein serine kinase activity; cyclin-dependent protein serine/threonine kinase activity
Source: RefSeq, marked reviewed